AUGUCGGUGACUUCUAAGGAUGAUAUCUCUCACAUUUUAAGGUUUGUUACUGAUUGCCAUGGCAAGUUCGACCUUUCCAAAUGUGUCAUAAGAGAAUCGGCUCUUGGUGGAUUAGGUGUCUUUGCCAAGACUGAUAUCGCGAAAGGACAGUCGGUACUGACAUUGAACAAGUCCUCGAUUUUUUCAGCAUCUAACAGCUCCAUUGCCAAUUUGCUAUACGACAAUAGUAUUGAUGGGAUGUUGGCCCUGAAUAUUGCAUUCAUUUAUGAAACUACAGUUUUUAAAAAUACGAGCCAUUGGUAUCCUUUUCUUCGAACUAUACGGAUUCGCGAUGAGCAAGGAAAUUUGAAUCUGCCGCCAAGUUUUUGGAAUAAAAAUGGUAAAGAACUUUUAAAGGGCACCAGUUUCGAUACCUUAUUUGAUGCGUUGACACCGGAGGAAGAAAUUGUAGAGGGUUUCGAAAUUGCUAUCAAUCUAGCACGUAAAUGGAAUGAAGAAUUUCAGUUGGAAAUUCCUAAUGGGUUUCUAGAUGUUAAGGAAAAUAAUCAUGGAAAAGAUUUCAACUUGAAGCUGGAAAGAUUUAUUUCCGUGGCUUACACCUUAUCAUCAAGAGGGUUUGAGAUAGACGCCUAUCAUGAAACAGCUUUGGUGCCCAUUGCGGACCUGUUCAAUCACCAUGUUGCGCACCCAGAUUUAAAGUUUGUAUCAUUAUAUGAUGUUUGUGAUAAAUGUGGUGAAUCGGGUAUGUGCAAACACUUGAUAGCGGAAGAAUAUUUGGAAGUACAGGAACAAGAAAGGGACACAUCUAGAGCAGAAAAAAUGGAGACCCCUACUAUUAAUGAGGAUCUAAUUAAUAGUCUAGAGAAUGGUUUACAAGAAGAGCGCUCUAAGAGUAUUACGGAUAUCGAGGAUGAAGAUAGCGGCAUUGAGAAUGCCGAUGAAUGUGUCGAUCUAGUACUAAAGAAUGAUGUGACGCAACACCAAGAAAUAUUCAACUCCUAUGGUGAGCUGUCAAACGUCUUUUUAUUGGCUAGAUAUGGGUUUACCGUACCUGGGAACACGUAUGAUAUUGUUCAUUUAGGGCCUGAUUUUAUGAAUAUCCUGAAGAAGGAAGAAAAAUAUCAAGAGAAAGUUAAGUGGUGGGGCCAAGUUGGCCAUGGCUUGUUUUCAGCAUGGUAUGUUCAAAUGCGACAAGAAGAUGAAGGCGAAGACAAAGAUAGUGUGCCACAAUCAGAUGGGUUUUCUGAGGAUGCAGGGAGCGAGCUAGAGGAAGAAAGCGAAGAGGAAGAAGGGGAAAAUGACUUGAACUCGUGGCUUUCCCAGCUUUACAUAGAUUACAAUGGCGAGCCUUCACCUUCGACAUGGGCUUUAGCUAAUCUUUUAACUUUAACGGCCUCUCAAUGGAAAUCACUCUUCUCCAAAAAGGUCACUCCUCAUAUCAGCGACUCAAUAAUCAACGAGGAAAAACUGCCCUUUUUGGCAAAAAAGGACAAUCCUCAUUCUAAAAAGCUACUUUCCAAAUUACUUAAGGACAAGAAGCUGCCUUGUAUAAAACGCGAUAACACACCACAAGUAACAGGUAUUACUGAUAACAUGUUCCAUAGUGCUCAAAUUUUGGUACAAUCUGAGCAUGAUAUUCUGACUAAAUGUCGCAAGACACUUUCCUAA
Messenger RNA from Saccharomyces mikatae IFO 1815, 1668 nucleotides. RefSeq names its product protein-lysine N-methyltransferase (gene RKM3). Lineage: Eukaryota; Fungi; Ascomycota; Saccharomycetes; Saccharomycetales; Saccharomycetaceae. The transcript has a single exon. Gene Ontology annotation, biological process: peptidyl-lysine monomethylation. The record is from RefSeq and is a predicted model, not a curated record. Gene Ontology annotation, cellular component: nucleus. Gene Ontology annotation, molecular function: protein binding; protein-lysine N-methyltransferase activity. The coding region runs from base 1 to 1668 and encodes 555 amino acids.